Messenger RNA from Daldinia childiae, 702 nucleotides. RefSeq names its product Isonitrile hydratase. NCBI's taxonomy places the organism in Eukaryota, Fungi, Ascomycota, Sordariomycetes, Xylariales, Hypoxylaceae. The transcript is spliced from 2 exons. The record is from RefSeq and is a predicted model, not a curated record. The coding region runs from base 1 to 702 and encodes 233 amino acids.
AUGGUUAACAUAACUGCACCCCUUCGUAUAGGCUACGUGCUGUUCCCGGCCUUCACAUCGAUAGACGUCUUCGGGCCUCUGGGUGUGCUGAAUCUAGUCUCCAUGAAUUAUAACAUGACGCUGUCGCUGCUGUCGACAGACCUGGAGCCGGUUAGUGUGGACCGUACCAUCAUAGCCGGCGUGGGUAGUGGCAUGGGCGCUGUGUCGGCAUCACCCAACUUUACCGAGUUCGUCCUCCCGACGCACACUUUUGACAACCCGCCGGAUCUCGACGUACUCUUCGUGCCGGGAGGCUUCGGUACCCGCAACAUUAAUGGUACGCAACCCCACGUAGACUGGAUCCGCCGCCGCGUCGAACAGGAGCCUAAGCUCGACUACUUGAUGAGCGUGUGCACUGGGGCUUCGCUUUUGGCGCGUACCGGCAAGCUCGAGGGAAAGAACGCCACUACGAACAAGGCUGCCUUUAACUGGGUCAAGUCAGUCGAACACGCCGACAAGGUGAACUGGAUCGCCAAGGCCCGGUGGGUCGUCGAUGGGGAUACCUGGACCAGCUCGGGAGUCAGCGCCGGCACGGAUAUGACUCUAAAUUGGGUUGAGCAUCUAUACGGGAGGAACGAAAGCGAGAGGGUUCGAAACCUGAUGGAAUGGAACCCGAUGAACCAGACCGAUGAUCCAUUUGCCGAAUACUACGGACUGGUGUAA